AUGGAUAAUAAUGAAACAUAUAUAUUGAGAUAUAAUAAAAAUAAAAUUUUAAUAAAACUAUUAUAUGAGUUAAUUAAAUAUGAAAAAAAAAAGGAUGGGUUUAAGGUAGAUUUUGAAAAUGAUAAAUAUUAUAAAUAUAUAGAAAGUAUUGUUAAGUUAUUAUUUAAUUACAUAUUUAAUUUAAAUGAUGAAAAAUCAUACUAUUCUACUGAUUACAAUUUCAAUAAAAAUGAUUGUUCAAGUUCUUCAGAUAAUUUAAGUGAAAAUUUUAAUUCAAGUGAUGAUGGAUUAUCUGAAUUUUUUAAUUUUAAUAAAAUUGAUGUAAAUAAAGAAAAUGAAAAUUCCCAUAAUGUUGUUAAAGACAUACAUAAGCUUGAAUGUAUAGAUAAAAAUAAAGAUAAUAUAAAAAUAAGUUAUAAUGGUGAAAAAGAAAAUCUUAAUGUAAAUAACUUGAAUCAUGUUAGUAUGAAAAAUGUGAACACUAACAUAGGUGAUGAUGAAUUAUUUGAAAAUGAAAAGUGCAAAGGAAAAAGAAAUGAAGAGAAAAAUUUGUAUAGAAAAAAUAAUCUCUCGGAUUUUUUUUUUAAUUUUCAUUUAAAUUGCAAUAGAAAAGCAGAAACAAUAAGAGAAAAAAAAAAAAUAGAAAAACAAAUACUGAGUAUUUAUUACACAUCAUUUUCUUCUAACAUUAUUGAUAUACUUUUAAAUAAUUCUGAAAUUGAAAUUUCCGAUAUAAUUUUAUUUUUUAUUUUUGAAAAUGUUGGAAAUAUUCAUGAUAUUAGUUCCUUUUUUUCAAAAGGAUUUUACACAUUCAAGGAAAUAUAUUUGUAUAUUGAAGAAUAUAAACCAAAUAAAAUAAUAAGUGAAAAAAACUACAAUGGUAGAGACCAUUUUUUAUAUACUAAAAAUUAUAAUAUAAAUAAAAAUGAAAAUAUGGACAAUAAUUAUUAUGCUAAUAAUUUAUAUUUAAUCAAAAAAGAGGAAAAUAGAAAAGUUAAAGAAGAAAUUCAUUCAAAUAACAAAAAAGAACUUAUAAAUGAAAAAUCAUAUCCAAGUGAUGAAAAAUUUAAAAAUGAAAAUGCUUUUUUGAAUACCUACAAUGAAAACAUAUAUAAAGAAUCUUAUGUAAACAACAUAUGUCAAGAAAAUAAAGAUAUUAUAUACCUAAAUGAGAUAUUAAAAAAAGAAAGUAUAGAUGAAGAUGAUAUUUAUUAUAAUGAAAAAAAUUUUGCUUCUCAAUUUGAAAACUUCAUGAUAAAAGAUAAUAUGCUAUUUGUACAGAAUUUUAAAUUUAAUUUAAAUAAGUCUUCCGUUUUACUAGGUAAGUUCAUGAGUUUAUUAAAUCUACAAUUGGAAAAACAAAAACAUUUCAAAUUUUGUCUCGAUAUAUUUUUUUUAAAAAAUUUAAAGUUAAAUUCUUUAGAAGCAUCCAAACCUUGGAUUUUUUAUUGGUGCAUUCACACCAUUUAUAUAUUAUAUAAUGAUUUUGAAAUUGAGCAAAAAUUAAGCAAAGAGACAUUUAGUUACAUAAAAAAGUGUGUGUUCCUUUAUUUAAAUAAAAUGAAAAAUGAUAAAGACUGUUUUGGUGGUGGCUUAAACCAAUACACUCAUAUUGCAACUACAUAUGCUACUGUAUGUGUUUUUAUAUAUUUGCAUGAUGACGAAAAUAAUUUUUUAAGUUUUCUUGAUAAAAAAAAAAUACAUUCAUAUAUAUUGAAAUUGAAGUGUGCAGAUGGUUCUUUUAGGUUACACAAAAAUGGAGAAAUAGACAUGAGAGGAACCUAUUGUGCAAUAUCAAUUUGUUCAAUGUGUCAUAUAUUGACAAAAAAAGUAAAAAAAAACGUUGAGAGAUACAUUUUAUCUUGUCAAAAUUAUGAAGGAGGAUUUACAAGUGAAAAGUAUCAAGAAUGUCAUGGUGGCUAUACUUAUUGUGCUCUAGCUACUUUAUGUAUUUUAGGAAAAAUUAAAAAAAUAAAUUUAAGUAAUUUAAUGUUUUGGUUAGCUAAUAAACAAAGUAACUUAGAAGGCUCAUUUAUGGGGAGAACAAAUAAGUUAGUUGACUCUUGUUACUCCUUUUGGGUCGGAUCUAUUUUUUUCUUAAUUAAUGAGAUAUAUAUAUUAAAACAAAUACUAUACCUAAAUGAACUAAAAAAAAAAUGUGGUCAUAAUAAUUGUAAAAUGUUUUCCUAUAAUAGCUCUAAUGAGUUAAAUAACUUGGAAAAUAAUGAUUUGAAAAAAAAAAAUAUAAAUUUUCUGAAGGAAGAAAAUUCGAUUACAAAUUUAACAAAAAGUGAUCAUUUAAAUGGUAAUUAUAAUAAUAUAAGCAAUAUAAAUCAGUCUUUUAAUAAAAAUGAAUGUGAGUUAUGUGUAAAAGAAGGAAAUAUAAUUAUUGAUUCUACAAAUAAUAAAUUGAAUGAAAAUAUUUAUAUAUGCAGUCAAAAUAAUUUACUGAGUUCUCAAAUCCAUAAAGAUGAAUUUCCUAUUGAAUACUAUAAAAAUAUAAAUAAAGUUGAAGAAAAAAUAUUGUUUAAUAUGAAUCAUGCAAAGCUUUAUUUACUUUUAUGCUCUCAAAGUAACAAAGGAGGAAUGAAAGAUAAACCAAAAGAAAAAGUCGAUUAUUACCACACUUGUUAUGCUCUAAGUGGGUUGUCAUUAAUAGAGAAUUAUAUAUCAUCACAUAUACAUGACAUGCAAGAUAUAUAUGAUAAAGAUAAUAUAAGUAAGCUAAAUAAAAUACAUAUUUUAUAUAAUAUCACUGUUCAAAAAGUUUAUAAAAGCUACAAUUAUUUUUCCCCUAAUAUUCCUUUAAGCGAAAAUAAAAUAAACCAUAAAAUUGGUAAAGGGGCAUAUUUAUAUUUAAAAAGGCUUGUAUUGUAA
Molecule: messenger RNA, 2877 nt
Organism: Plasmodium gallinaceum
Lineage: Eukaryota; Apicomplexa; Aconoidasida; Haemosporida; Plasmodiidae
Product: farnesyltransferase beta subunit, putative
Exons: 1
Coding region: 1-2877 (958 amino acids)
Biological process (GO): protein farnesylation
Cellular component (GO): protein farnesyltransferase complex
Molecular function (GO): protein farnesyltransferase activity
Source: RefSeq, a predicted model, not a curated record